Molecule: messenger RNA, 537 nt
Organism: Rangifer tarandus platyrhynchus (Svalbard reindeer)
Lineage: Eukaryota; Metazoa; Chordata; Mammalia; Artiodactyla; Cervidae
Source: the annotation of a GenBank genome assembly
AUGUGGGGGACCCAAGGUUCGAUCUCACAUGCUGCAACUCAAGAGUUUGCAUGCCAUAACUGGAAGAUUCAGAGCACCACAACUAAGACCCAGCACAGCCAAGUAAAUAAUAUUUUUAAAAAAGAAACCAAUGCUGGUGAAUGUGUGUGCAUGCAGCAGUGUCCCAGCAGGAAGCAUGCUCAUGUGGGAUAUUUCAAAGAGUUCAGCAGAGGGAUCAUUUGUAAAGAAGUGGACAGGGGAACCUCAGGGCCAGUACAGUACCCUCGGAUGGUACUGGAGGAGAGCUAUUCACUGCUCAGGCCAGAAGGCAUAGGGAGCAAAGUGGAACCCAGAGGAGAGGGCGCUGCCCUGAGGGGAGCUGUGACCCUGGCAAGAGGGGCUCCAUCUUCUGUGGGGCCCCCCAUUACCAAACCCUACCGGAAGCCAGCAGGCACAGGGUUCCAGGUGAUGCUUCCCACCCUGGUCAGCCUCCAGGACACAGGACAGAAAGGGGACUGGGGGAAAGUAAAGACCCCCAGGCCCAGAGUUCUUCCCUAA